This is a messenger RNA of Colletotrichum gloeosporioides, 1542 nucleotides long. Its product is annotated as Sugar transporter STL1. Gene Ontology annotation, biological process: carbohydrate transport; transmembrane transport. Lineage: Eukaryota; Fungi; Ascomycota; Sordariomycetes; Glomerellales; Glomerellaceae. Gene Ontology annotation, molecular function: carbohydrate:proton symporter activity. The record is from RefSeq and is a predicted model, not a curated record. The coding region runs from base 1 to 1542 and encodes 513 amino acids. Gene Ontology annotation, cellular component: membrane. The transcript is spliced from 9 exons.
AUGACCAGCAUCAACAUACGACUCGCACCCGGCGUUAUCCGCCUCUAUUUCCUCUGCUUUUAUUUUGGGAUUGGAGCUUCAGUCUGGGGAUACAACAUUGGUAUAUUAUCAUCUAUCCUCGUCCAUCCUGGGUGGAGGAAGGCCCUGGGCGGCCCAUCAACGCCCGUAGUAGGUGCUAUUGUCAGCGUUUAUUAUAUCGGUACCUUAAUCAGCUAUGCACUCCUCUCUCAUCCCAUUAACGACUGGCUUGGACGGCGCUAUGCUGCUCUGGCCGGAACUGGUUUUGUUUGCCUGGGGGCCUUACUGCAAGCGACGAGCGGUGGUUCGACGGCGGGAGGCACCAUGAUUUCCGGCAGACUUUUCAGCGGACUUGGCGUUGCAAUCGUUUCGACUUCAGUUCCUUUAUAUCAAGCGGAAAUCUCACCAGCUAAGAAAAGGGGACAUUUCGUGACAAUGAACCACGUUGGUUUCAUCGCCGGAAUGGCCAUCGGACUUUGGGUUGGCUACGGCAUGCGGUUCUGGCAAACCGGUUCAGGCCUUUACUAUGGCUGGCGGUUAUCUAUAAUGUUAGAGGUUAUCCCUGCCUUCAUAUUUGGGUUUGGACUGCCUUGGAUUCCCGAGACUCCGCGAUGGCUCGUUGAGCACAACCAAAAAGACCGUGCUCGCUCGACCUUGAAGAGACUUCGAGAAGGCAUCUAUUCCGAGGACCAAAUCGAGGAGGAGUUUGCUGCGAUCUCUAAAGAUGUCGACGAGUACCACAGAUCUGGCAGAAACUGGCUCUCUCUAUUUAAGGAAAAGGCUCUUUUCUCCCGUCUGUGGCGCGCCACGUUAUUGCAGUUCAUGAGCCAGGCUUGCGGGGCAUCGGCCAUGAAGUAUUAUCUACCAUUCCUUCUAGAGAGCCUAGGCAUUUUCACUCAUGCAGCUCUCAUGAUUGGGGCUAUCGAAAUGACUGUGAAAAUUGCUUUCACUGUGCUUGAAAUGUUCAUCAUUGAUAGGUUUGGUCGAAGGAACUGCCUGGUUGCGGGCUGUAUUGUAAUGGCCAUCUCGAUGCUGAUCAACGGUGCCUUACCGCUUGCGUACCAAGAUAACAAAGCCGCAAAUAUCGUCUGCAUCAUCUUCAUUUUCAUUUACGCGACGGGAUUUAGUCUCGGCUUUGGGCCUACUGUAUGGGUUUACAACACUGAGAUCUUUCCCACCGCUGUCAGGGCCCGAGGUCUCAACUUUGCUUCAGUUGGCAGUGCCGUCGCGUCCAUGAUUGUCAACGAGAUUUGGCCCAUCGGUCUGGCCAAGUUGCAUAGCAAAGUAUAUUUCAUCUUCAUGGCUGUGAAUAUUAUCUGGAUUCCGGUUCUGUUCGCGUUCUUUCCGGAAACCAAGGGCAGGGAGCUUGAAGAUAUGGAUGCCCUUUUCGGGAGUGUGGCUAAGCAAGUGUCAGAUGCGGAAGAUGGCCGAUUACUUGCCGAUGACGAGCUAUUCCGGGACUCAGAAGAGACGCCCCCAUCCGGCGGGCGGGAUCCGAACCGUGAUCUCAGCCUCAUACAAUGA